UUUGAAACUUAAAAGCUAUAGUUAAUUUUUUCUUGAUAAGAAUAUAUAAUAGAAACUUCGUUAACAGGGACGACCUUGGAACAACUAAGCAAGAAAAAAGUUCAAGCAACAACAAUCAUGAGCCUUAAUCCCACUAGGUGAAGUUGAAUCCUAAACCUCUAGCCCUCCUUUUUGUCUAGAAUUCAUGAUAUUAGAUUUGAUGAAUUUUAUGUUAGUUGUCAGCUAUCUAAUGCAUCCUUCAUCCUUUAUCUGGGAUAAAGAUUGGUUGCGUAUGGGAUGUUUUGAGGGGAUUACUCAACCCACAAGUGGAGUUGAAGCAAGAAAAGAAGAAAGAAAGGAAAAGUAAAAAGCAUGUAUAUAUAUAUAUCUAUAUCCAGUUAUAGAUAAUCCAGAAAUUGCAAGAUAUAAAAGACUAAAAGGGUAUCUCAUCAUCAAAAAUAGGGAGACGAGCAGUUCCCUUCAAACAAUGAAGAAUAUGUUCAUAUCUUUAUAAGGUUAUACUAUUCCUUUUGCACGAAAGAGUUAAUGUCCCACAAAAGAUUAAUCUAUAUGUCAUGAAAGUGUGCGCAAAAAAUCGGGAUUUUGUUCCAUGCGUCCAUUUCAUGAUGAGGCAUUUAUAAAAUGCUUAAUUUAAGUCUAUUCUACAAGUUCUUACUUGAAGUCUGAGCUGGUUAUUUGUGUUGGACCUGCUAUAUUUGACUUAUGAAAAAUACCAAGUGUUCCAGAUGUCACAUUGUCAAUGUCUCCUAGGUUGCGGACGAAGAAGAAUUUGAUUGGGAUUAUCUUCCAACUUCUUUCUAGGGGCUUAGAUUUCCUCUUGUAAUUUUACCAACAUCAUAGAGUUUAUUGCAAUGGUUUCCCCAAUUGAAACAAUUUUUCUUAGAGUAUGCUUUCCCCAAUACAUUUCAUUUCAAGCAAUGCUUAUUAUUUUUAUUUUGUUUACAUUUUUGGUAUGUCAGGCAAUACAUUUUCUUCAGCCAUUUUAAAUUAAUCAACAAUUUGUUUGCAUGUUUAGGAACAUUGUGUCAACAGUUAACCUGGACUGCAAGUUAGAUCUUAAGGCCAUUGCACUUCUGGCACGAAAUGCAGAAUACAAUCCAAAGCGUUUUGCUGCCGUAAUUAUGAGGAUAAGAGAACCAAAAACAACAGCUCUAAUAUUUGCUUCUGGAAAGAUGGUAAGUUGUCAACAGCACAAGGCAAAAAUGUUUGAGUUUCAAGUUAUCUUCAGCGUUAAAUUUCUAAAACUAAUGACAUUUGUGGUUUUCCCAGCCAAGUUCAAGGACUUCAAGAUUCAGAACAUAGUUGGCUCUUGCGAUGUUAAAUUUCCUAUUAGACUUGAGGGUCUUGCAUAUUCGCAUGGUACCUUUUCAAGUUAUAAACCUGAAUUGUUCUCUGGGUUGAUAUAUCGAAUGAAACAACCAAAGAUUGUGUUGCUUAUUUUUGUUUUUGGGAAAAUUGUUCUCACUUUAGCUAAGGUGAGAGAUGAGACUUACACUGCUUUCGAGAAUAUAUACCCAGUUCUUAUUGAAUUCAAAAAAGUUCAACAGUGGUAUGGUUUACGCAUGUUAUUAGAUAUAAAACAAUUAAAAAAGUUACAACUACAAAGAAGUGUCUUUUAUUAG
Messenger RNA from Diospyros lotus (date-plum), 1622 nucleotides. Its product is annotated as TATA-box-binding protein 1-like. The record is from RefSeq and is a predicted model, not a curated record. The transcript is spliced from 6 exons. Bases 1008 to 1622 code for a protein of 204 amino acids. Lineage: Eukaryota; Viridiplantae; Streptophyta; Magnoliopsida; Ericales; Ebenaceae. Gene Ontology annotation, molecular function: DNA binding; RNA polymerase II general transcription initiation factor activity. Gene Ontology annotation, biological process: DNA-templated transcription initiation.